Molecule: messenger RNA, 915 nt
Organism: Meloidogyne enterolobii
Lineage: Eukaryota; Metazoa; Nematoda; Chromadorea; Rhabditida; Meloidogynidae
Source: the annotation of a GenBank genome assembly
AUGAUUACAAUAGCCAACGACUAUUUAGAAUUUAUUAAAAAUUUUGAAGGGGGAAAUAAGGAAUUGUUAAAGGAUUUUUUAAUUAAAAUAAUUUCAAAAUUUUAUAAUUAUUUUAUUGGAAUUUUUAGAAUAAAUGGAUCUGCCAAUUUAAUUUAUAAAAAUUUUGUUGGAAGUGAAGAAGGAUGGAAUGAAUUAUUUGGAAAUGUUUUUAAUGAAUAUGUUAAUAAAGCAAAAAUGUUAGAAAAUAAAUUGGAUAGUUUGGAAGAUGAAAAAAUAAAAUUUUGUGAAUUACACAAUUUUAUUAAUUUAUUUGUUAAGGAUAAAGAGCUUUUGAAGAAUAAUGUGUGGAGAGAAAAAUUAGAGACGAUGAAGGAAUUCGUACAAGAAGAUGAAAAUUCAUCCAAUCAAAAUAUUAACUGUCAAAUUGAGCAAGAAAUUGAAAUAACGAUUGAAGAAUAUCUUUUGCCUUCUCGCAUUAAACAAUUUUAUUUUAUAAAUUUGAGUAACAUAAAAAUGUUGUUAAACGCAAAAAUUAAUGAGUUAUACAAUUUUAUUGAAAAUCAAGAUUUAAACAAGGGAGCAUUUUUGGCUUUGCUUGGAUCUGAAUUGCUUGCCCAGUUAGAAGAAUUAUAUCCGAAGUUGAUGAUAAUAGGUAGGGUUCCUUUAAAAAUAGCAAACAUCCCAUUUUUAAUUUUGAAAUAUAUAAAUGAUAGAGUAAAGUCAAAUAGUGGUUUUUGGGAUUUUUUAGUUUUUAUUUGUUACAGAUGUAUGUAGUAUUUCUGCGAUUAAAACUCUUGUCUAGUAACAUGUCUAGUAUAUAAAAAAUUAAAUUUCUUUAAAAAUAGUUUUACGAUGAUUAAAAAUACGAUAAUUAAAAAUUCAAAAAUAAACCUCGCUGUCUGGAGUGUUACUAUA